AUGAAGAUAAUAUUCGAACAUGAAGAUCGAAAAACAACAGUUAUCGGAACCGAUUAUGAUUCAAUUGUUGACAAAAUAAAAUUACUUUUUCCCAAUGAAAAUCAUCGAUCAAUUCAAUUUUAUGAUACUGAACUUGGUGAUUACUUCGAAUUUACUUCAUUUGAACAGAUCAGUGAUCUAUCUAAUGGAGUUAAAAUGCAUUUUGAUAUGUCAAAUACAUCAAAUUUAUUUAUUGCCGAUCAUUCUUUACCAUCAUCGUUAAAUAAUGGUAAAAAUGAUGAAAAAAAUAAUCAUGUUACACCAAAAGCUCAAUUAAGAAGAAUUCGAAAAAAAAACAAACUGAACUUGAUAAAUGAUGAACCAAUUGUAUUACCUACAUAUUGCGAUUUAAUAACUCAGGGGUUGAAAUCACGCGAGUCUUUUUCUUCGAUUCAAAAAACUUUUUUGGAGCAAACAUGUACUCAUUUUCUUCGACAAUAUUGGAAUUCAUCAUCAAAAUCUCUUCACUAUUCAUUCGUCUUAGCACUUACUGAAAAAUUUCCAGCAUUAAAUUAUUUAGAUAAAAAUAUUGACGGAAAAAAUGGUAGAGCACCACACAAAAGGAACAUAAAAUGUUCCAAAACUCAUCCAACACCGAAACGAUCAAGAUUAUCCACAAUCAAUUCAAAUGCUUAUGAGAAAACAAAUGAAGAAUUAGUUUCUGAACAAGCACCACAAAAAGAUGAUGAAUUUGUUGCAACAGUUCAAGCUGAUGACAACAAUUUAUUGAAUCAAACUUCACUGAAUGGUUUAUAUGAAUUAUUACAUGAAUCCAGUGUAACCAAACCGCCAACAGCAUUACCUGACCCAAGUAAACAAACAACUGCACGACUUCCACCACCAAAGACACCAAUUCGACCACCAACAAGUUCGAAAAAUGAUCGACAAGCAACUAUUUCAUUAGUACCACCAUCAAAUCCAUCAUCUGUUAAUGUUUCGUCGAUUGAUACAACAUCUAUUUCAAGUAAAUUACCUCUGAUAACAAGUACGCCAACUGCUCUUAUUUAUCGUGAUGGUCGAAUGCAUUUAACAUCAGUACAAUCACAACCUGUUGUGGUCAUUCAUAAAGCAAUAUUACCUCGAGAUCCUGUGAAGAAACAAAAACAAAAUGAAACACAUAAUUCUACUCUUCCAACAACAACCAUUAAUGAAGCAACAAAUAAUGUUUUAAGACAAAGCUCUAUGGACAAUACAGAACAAUUGAAGAAUUCAACAAGUGAUGAAAUCUGGUAUCCAAAGUUAUCACGAUCUGAACAAAAUGCAUAUGAGAAAGAUAUUAGCCGCCUUCGAUCAAUUGUUAAACCGAAGGGGAAAUCAAAUAAAUUAUGUUCAUUUGAAGAACUUCAAGAUGAAGCACGUGAAAUACUUAAUGAUAUUAUUCAAAAAUAUUCAGUUCAAAAACAACAUCAGAUGAGUGAAGUUGAUUUUAUGGCAAUAAAAAUUUUAUGUGAAGAUCUUCGCGAACAAAAUAUUUUCUUUAAGUAUGGUUUACCUGAUCCUCAUCCGACAAUUGGAAUUCUAAUAAUGCCAUCAUCAACUAAAGAAUUUGAGAAAGCUUUUAUGUUCAUAAGAAAUCUGCCCUAUAAAAUGCCGGUGUCUCUUGGAGGUGGUGGUCUUCAUCAGAUAGUAGCACUGCUUCUCAUUUCGUACAUAAUACUAGAUCAUUUGCCUAGUCAUAAAUUACUUCAGACCCUGUUCGAAAAAUGUAAAAAAAGAAAUCAACGAUAA
This is a messenger RNA of Rotaria sp. Silwood1, 1767 nucleotides long. NCBI's taxonomy places the organism in Eukaryota, Metazoa, Rotifera, Eurotatoria, Philodinida, Philodinidae. The record is from the annotation of a GenBank genome assembly.